This is a messenger RNA of Acanthisitta chloris (rifleman), 671 nucleotides long. RefSeq names its product ring finger protein 138, E3 ubiquitin protein ligase (gene RNF138). NCBI's taxonomy places the organism in Eukaryota, Metazoa, Chordata, Aves, Passeriformes, Acanthisittidae. The transcript is spliced from 6 exons. The record is from RefSeq and is a predicted model, not a curated record. Bases 119 to 637 code for a protein of 172 amino acids.
CAGGAAGUGCUUCUUGACGGCUAUAAGAGAAAGUGGAACACAUUGUCCUCUCUGCCGGGGGAGCGUGACUAAAAAAGAAAGAACGUAUCCCAAAAGGGCUCUAGAUGUUGAAAACAAUAUGAAGAGAGCUUCUGGGGGCUGUAGAUGCUGUGAGAAGCAGGUUAGAUUUUCGUGGAUGAGACAGCAUUAUAAAACCUGUAAGAAGUAUCAGGAUGAAUAUGGUGUUUCUUCUAUUAUUCCAAAAUUAGAGAUUUCCCAAGAUCCAACAGGGAACAGUAGCAGGAGUGAUGCAGUAUCUGCAAUAUCUGAUAAUGGCGAGAUGGCUAAUAAUCAAAUACUUCAAGGAGAAACAAGUGGACACCCAACCUUCAAAUGUCCUCUGUGUCAGGAAGCCAAUUUUACCAGACAGCGCUUGCUGGAUCACUGUAAUAAUAGACAUCUUUAUCAGAUAGUUCCUGUGAUCUGUCCUAUUUGUGUAUCUCUUCCUUGGGCAGAUACUAACCAAGUUACUAGAAAUCUUGUUAGCCAUCUAAAUCUAAGACACCGGUUUGACUACGGAGAAUUUGUGAAUCUUCAGCUGGAUGAAGAAGCCCAAUACCAAAAUGCAGUUCAAGAAUCCUGUCACGUGAACUUUUAAAGUUUAGCUCCCUUCCUCUUACUGAGAAUCUGAG